Cryptomeria japonica (Japanese cedar) is the source of this 393-nucleotide messenger RNA. RefSeq lists its product as uncharacterized. The record is from RefSeq and is a predicted model, not a curated record. Gene Ontology annotation, molecular function: protein binding. The coding region runs from base 1 to 393 and encodes 130 amino acids. NCBI's taxonomy places the organism in Eukaryota, Viridiplantae, Streptophyta, Pinopsida, Cupressales, Cupressaceae. The transcript has a single exon.
AUGGGUAUUUAUGAGUCUGUGAAAGGAUAUAUCCAGAGAAAAAAGUAUCAGAGGCUGGAUCCACCUAUGAAAAGGCGGCGCCGUCUCAGAACUGCUAAAAUGAGUGGUAGAAAGCGGGGGAUCUUGAGGCUGAAGUUGCUUCCUAGGCUAAAAUUCAUGCAGUUUAACCCCAAGCAUUUGGUGGUGAAACUGAGAGAUGCAUAUGUGAAUAUGAUGAUGAAUCUGUCAAGUAGGAGAGUUUUCUCUUCUGAAUUGAUGGGGGUGUAUGGCAAUCCAUUUGGGAAACGGUGCAUGAAGGAAUAUGAUCCAAAAAUGCUGGCAGAGAUGAAUGAAUUGUACAUGAACCGGGGCAGGAAUUGCAGCCCUGUGUCCCCCGAAACUUCAAUUGUUUGA